UCUUGACAUGAUACAUACCAAAAUUAAAUAUAAUUACUGUAUCACCUUUUUAAAUUGGUCUGACUGCACUUGUCUGACGUGAUUAUCUCACGCACACUUCCUUUCCACGAUUUGGAUUUUCUGUUUAAUUGGUAGAUAUAAAAUACCGCAGAAAACGCAUGCUGUAUUUCCAGUAGAGUUUAUAAAGGCAAGAUGGACUGGCGCGUUAUUGCUUUGUGUGGUGUUGUGUGUUUUAACAUCAGUGGUGCAACAAUGUGCACGCCAAAUUCAAAGUUUAAAAUGGACUGUAACCUUUGCACAUGUUCGACAAAUGGUAAAGAGUACACUUGUACAAACGAAAUGUGUCCACGGAUAAAUACCAAUGAACAAUUCUACAGAACCCAGACCAAAGAUGGACACGUACUGCUGGUUCCAAAGUAUGACGAUCAAUUUAAAUCAGACGAUGAUGCUUAUGUUUUGACACAAAAAUCAAGAAAACCUCGAGUUUCAGAAGGAUAUCCUUACAUUAAUGAUAUGAUGACUUCAAAAAUGGAUAAAGGGGAUAAUAGUAAAGAUGAUGAUGUGGAAAUGAUAAAACCAAAACGACAAUCUGAAAAACUAGAAGUAAGCGAAAAUGAGCCAGAAGUUCCUGGUGAUGUUCCUAUUGACGAUAGCGCUGAUAGUAAUGAAAUCGAUAAUGCCAGAUGGGCUCCCUUUCAACCACGAAAAGCUCCAGACUUUCCUGAAUAAAAAAAUGCAAAUUUGAUUUUUUUAGUUUACUCUUUAAAGUUUAAUAAUUGUACACUAGGAUAUUUUUUUAUCUUCGUCACGAAGGUAAUAAUUUUUUUACACUAAUGUAGCCAAAACAACACUAGGUACUCAAAAAUUCUUCAAUAAUUAAAUAAUGCCAAUACAUAUUAAAAGAAAAUUGUGAUUUCUUAUGUGUGUGUCCUAUAUUAGUGCCAAGUCACACUGUUUUUAUUAUUUGUACACUAUACGAAUAAAUUUGCGUAUUCAAUAGUCCGUAAAUUUUUUUAAAUUUUUGUAAUUGAGCGUUUAUUUUUAAACCUACAAAAACAAUGU
Molecule: messenger RNA, 1062 nt
Organism: Diabrotica balteata
Lineage: Eukaryota; Metazoa; Arthropoda; Insecta; Coleoptera; Chrysomelidae
Source: the annotation of a GenBank genome assembly